Messenger RNA from Fusarium venenatum, 1095 nucleotides. Lineage: Eukaryota; Fungi; Ascomycota; Sordariomycetes; Hypocreales; Nectriaceae. The record is from RefSeq and is a predicted model, not a curated record.
AUGGCUAUUGAUCCGUCUGCCACAUCGGUGAGACCCACAGGGCUUGGCCAAACUCUUCUUGGCCUUACCGUCUUCUUUCUUAUUCCCACAUCAACUGUUGUCAUUUUGAGGUGCUUCACUCGGGUUAAAUAUCGUCUUUUCGGUAUUGAUGAUGGCCUGAUGCUUGUGGGUUGGAUGUUGCAUGUUACUUUUAGUUCCAUGGCCAUAAAGACUAUCUACACUGGUCUAGGGACAAAGGAUGAAAAUUUGAACGACUACCUACAAGGUAUCACACGAAAAUGGUUAUGGAUCGGACAGGUCGUCUACAGCUUUUCAUUAAUUCCCUUAAAAUCCUCCAUCUGUUUUACUCUUCUCCGAAUCGCCGUAACCAGAUCCCAUCGUAUCAUCGCCUGGGGGACUCUUCUUUUCACCGUGAUAUCGACCGGAGCAGCUACGCUUACGUUAUUCAUCGUCUGCAGUCCCUUAUCUACCGGCAUGUCUGAGGCAGAUAUAGCUUCAUGCCCUUCCAAGACAAUUCUUGUCGGCUAUGUUGUAUCUGCCAGUGCAGUUAUCGUCGAUUGGAUUUGUGCACUGCUGCCAAUUUUUAUGCUGUACAAGUCCAACAUGAAGAAGGCGACGAAAGUUUCGGUUAGCAUCAUCCUUGGACUGGCUGCCUUGGCUUCACUUUGCACUAUAAUUCGAUUUCCUUAUGUGAGAUACUACACUGUACCAACGAAUUAUCUUUAUAAUGUCACAAAUAUUGUCAUAUGGUCAAUUGUCGAGUCGGGCAUCGGAAUUGUGGCCGGUUCACUACCAUCGCUUCGCAAGCUCGUCAGCAACCACUUCCAUUUCGACAGCUCGAAGGGCAGCGCUCCAUCUCAUCGCACACCUUUUGCGGGUGAAAGCAGAGCUGUCAUUACUACGAAUUCCGCGCCAGCUAUACGACGAAGUCACGCCCAUAGGAGCCAGGCAGAAAGAGAGUGGGAGCAACUUGACGAUGGCUCGUCCAGUAAGAAUAUCUAUGUGCAGGUUCAUCUAGAGAUGCAGACGAUGGAGAGGCCGACGACACCUCAAUCCCACGAGUCUCGCGAUGACCUUGUAUACCGUAAGACCUAA